AUGACCUGGUUGACUUUAAAAUCAGAAACAAUCAAGGGCCUUUCGAAAAGAAAAAAAUGGGAAGGUGGUGACAAGAAAGAUCAUACUGGCAUUUCAAAAAAUGUAGAGGCAAAUUGGAAGAAAAAGAUGAAUGGAGGUGAAUCCAAAAUCCAAACAACAACUAGAAGAAGAGGAAAAACUUCGAUUCUAGUUGCUUUAUUUACAGCAACCCUUAUCAUUCCAGGGACUGCCCCUAAGCAGGAGAAGUUGGCUGCCCUUGUCAUUGAAAGCAGAGAUAAUAACAACAAUGAAUACCCCACUCAGAUGAAUCCUCUAAAAUUGUUGAACGCAAUCUCUAUG
Molecule: messenger RNA, 339 nt
Organism: Ilex paraguariensis (yerba mate)
Lineage: Eukaryota; Viridiplantae; Streptophyta; Magnoliopsida; Aquifoliales; Aquifoliaceae
Source: the annotation of a GenBank genome assembly